Gregarina niphandrodes is the source of this 3963-nucleotide messenger RNA. Its product is annotated as putative MORN repeat protein. The record is from RefSeq and is a predicted model, not a curated record. Lineage: Eukaryota; Apicomplexa; Conoidasida; Eugregarinorida; Gregarinidae. The transcript has 2 exons. Bases 1 to 3963 code for a protein of 1320 amino acids.
AUGGGUUGGCCGGCGAUGCGUGCACCUGACGGACGGCUAACGCCUGGCGGACGAUCAAUGCCAGAGACGGACCUUGUAACCACAGACCUUGUAACCACAGACCUUGCAACCACGGACCUUACAACUACGGACCGGGCGCCCGCGCACGGGGCGCCCACGGACGGGACGCCCAGGGAUAGGGCGCCGAGGGAGCUCUCGGAGCCAGCGCACACGGAUCGAUCAGAUGGAUCGCGCGUAGAUCUGUCGGAGAGGCUGCCGCGGAGCUACCGGUACAAAGAAUCUGCCUUAAGUUCGGCGGAGGUCCCGAUGUUGUCACCAGCGCCUUCGCCGCCGGCGAUGGGGCGGGAGCCUGCAGCGGUUGAGUGGAAGCCGCCGCUUGAGCGCACGUUGUGGAACUGCGUCUUUUGUUUCUUGACGAACACGGACCUGCUGAUGUUGGGUCAUGCACAUGUGGACGGCGUGAGCGAACUGGCCAAGUUGUACCUGUUCAACUGUACCGUACUCGAUUCCGACCCUUCUGAUACUGAGCAACCCGGUGGCCUCCACCCCAACCACGUCUUGGUCACUUUGCCCCUCAGUUACAGCGGUAUCCGACUUGUCUCCUUACCGGCUGCGCCCACGACUGCGGAGGCUGCUCCCACCACCACCACCACCACGGAGGCUGUCCCCGCCACUAACACGGAGACUGCCGCCGCCGGCACGGAGACUGAAGGGGGUCCUAGUGCACACCGGAGUGGAGAUCGGACUCCCGAGCUUGAGGGAGAGCCAGUGGCCGGUAGCGACCGCUCGGGGGUGGAACGCGUGGGGGAGCGAGUGUCAGCGGUGGCCCACGCGACGGCGUUGGUGGACAGUGAUGCAAUGGCGGGUCGAAGGUCCCAACCGGCGAAUUCCCAGCCCUCUGGUGGUCGUUGUUCGACAGCAGGCAAGGGCGCCCACAACGGCGAGUCGGGCACAGCAGAGUCGGUCUCGCAGUUGGUCUGGGACGAUGCGCUGCUGGAUGACCUCAAGACCGCGGGAAACUAUUCUCUACGUCAUUUGACGUUGGACUCGGAGUUCUGUCAGCUUUCAGCCAAGCUCCGUAAACAACUUUUGUACCGGUGCCAUCAACUCCAGACCCUGGUGGUGAAAAAGAGUUUCUACAACUGCCCCUGUCGUUGCUGUACGUCGGCGGGUUUGCUUUCUAAGCCAUCAUUGUUGCGCACUCCGAAAGUAGUGGGUGGUAAAGCCGGGCAGCGGGACAUGGCGCAGCAUGGUACAACGCAGCAUGAUUCGCACCAUGGGGCGCAGGACGAUGGAGAACAGGACGCGAGAGGGCCUGAAAGAGGAGAGGGGGCGGAUGAAGAGCUGACGCUUGAGGAGUACGCCUUGCAGCCUAGCACAGUGACGUCAUCUGAGGAUGAGGAGCGAGAUCAGAGCGGGGAGUUCCUGACGGCUGUGCGUCACGCAGCAUUGCGACUCGCAAUAGUCAUGCAGGUUAUCUACCGGAACUACCGUUCUCUGCGGUGGAUAGUGGUGGACGGGCCUUCGAUUGCGAUGCAUAAGAUUCCCGACAACGAGUUGAUACAAAUGCCGGCGGCUAAGUGCAGUGUGGAUAAGGGUGGCAGCACACGUUUCUUUCAGGAGCUGGAAAGCGCAGAAUUCGGGAGAUCUGUGGACUGCCGUUACAUUGUGCCAUUCUUGGACCACUGUGGCUUCGCCAAGUUACGGCGAAUUCGUAUUGGCCGUUUGCAAUUAACAUAUACGAAGGCUAAACCACUGUUUGGUGUGCUUCCUGUAAUUGUGUUUGCGCCUCAAUAUUUAGCGCGACAAACAACCUGUCACUCGGCCCCCCAUCUGCCAGCCCUUUACAACGGAAGUGUAGAUGAUCAGUUACGGUUUCAAGGUCUUGGUAUCUUCUGUUGUGAUGAAUACCGCUAUGAAGGAGAGUUCCGGGACGGUGUUAACGAUGGUUUUGGAUGCAUGUCCAGCAUUUCAGGUGAGCAAUAUCUAGGCUACUGGCGCACCGGACAAAGAUCCGGUAAAGGCAUCGUCAUCCAGGCUAGCGGUGACUCCAUGGGUGGCGACUGGAUAGAAGAUGCCCUAAGCGGCAUCGGAUGGGCAAGAACACAUUCGGGCCUCACUUACUACGGCCAAUGGCUCUGCAGCAACUUCGAAGGAUGGGGUAUCAUUUCUUACAAAAACACCCUACUCAGCUAUGGCCUCCUAUCCAAUGGUUACUUCGGCUACUGGUCCAGGUCUGUCAAAGCCGUCAAAAUUAAACGACCCAAGACUGCCACUGGGGAGGGACCCACUGGGGAAGGACCCACUGGGGAAGGACCCACUGGGGAAGGACCCACUGGGGAAGGACCCACUGGGGAGGACCUCGUCCUGGUAUGGGAGGAGCAUUCUCAUGACCAAUUUGGCACGAUCGUGAAAUGUUUCCAAGUGUCUUUGAACAUUCCUGACUCCUGGAAGUCUGUUUGUGGAGAGCUGGUUACGGGAUUGAAUUGUAACGAACUUGACCGAGCCAAGGAGCUGCUUAGAGAUAUUGAACAAGACUACCAGCCCAGCCCGCUCUUCCUUGAAUCGCCGAAAAGGACCCCCAACUAUCUUGCUCCCUUCCGCCACGGCUUCCCAGAAGAGGAGUCGCCGCUGUCCCCGUCGGCCGCAGCGAUAAACCGGCUGGGAACGUUGAAUGGAAUUCCGGUUACUUCGCCAAUUAAGCGACUCUCCAUCAUGAACAGCUCCAAGACGCCGAUAAACUCCAGAACGCCACUGGGCUUGCGAACCCCCGCCUGCCACGGCUUGACCAGCCCUCUGGCGGCCCGUCUAGUUCCUCCAAACGGCAUCGUUUUCAAUCCCGGUCGACCCUCGGCUUCGGGACCCUCCGGUUCGGGACCUUCCGGUUCGGGACCCUCCGGUUCGGGACCCUCCGGUUCGGGACCCUCCAGUUCGGGACGGGUCUCAGAACAAGGGCGGACCGAUGCGGGGCGGGCGACCGACGAAGAGGUUCAGUCACCAGGAGCUCAUGUCUCUAGCUCCGCUCCGUCCCCACCUUCAUCCCCGACCGCGUCGAGCCCGCUGUCGCCGGAGUCGACCGGGAGUUUGGUGGAUUCGACCGUUGCUCGGGGCGCGGCUGAACGGGAGGAACGCGACAGGACCGGAGGGGAAUGCGGUGCUGGGGGGGAGGUUGGUUUCUCUCCAGCCGGUUCCCUUGUCGGUUCCCUUGCCGGUUCCCUUGCCGGUUCCCUUGCCGGUUCCCUUGCCGGUUCCCCAGCCGGUUCCUCGGCCGUGUUCGGGUCUUCGUCUGCGCUGCGUGGGUCUGCUGCGGAUCGUCCAGUAUCGCGGACGGCGUCAUCGCGGCAUCCAGCGGUGGACGCGAUGGAGGAGAGCAGUACAUCACGGAUUCGAGAUAUGGUGCGGAGUGAGACGAACACGUCUUCACUGGAUUGUUUGGAUGGUGGCAGUGUGGCUGAGGAUGUAAUGACAAGUUCCCGGGCUGGUCCAGGAGCUGGUCCAGGAGCUGGUACAGGAGCUGGUCCAGGAGCUGGUACAGGAGCUGGUACAAAUGUCCCACCGGAAGAUCCACGAAGUCGUUCAGCUUUAGCGCAAGCUAUGGAGGUAUUCCAGACAGUGUUAGAGUUUUGUGAAGGUGAUACGGAUAGGUGUGAUCAAGUCUUUCAAUUCUUUAAUGAAUUCACGCUACGACUCUUCCGCAGAUUACAUACCGAUUGGUUGCGAGCUAUCACACCCGAACUUAAACGCAAGCUCAAGAACAAUGCACGGUUAAUGUCGCCAUUACCGGUUCCUGAUGCCUCCGAAGUACCUGAAUGGUUCCGAGAAGACAUGCUCACUCGUUUUGGAAUACAACCUGGACAACUGAGACUGGACAGUGAAGAGGACACAAUUAAAUUUCUGAUUGAGACCCGAAUAAAGAAAUGGCAUGAAGACGGUGCCCAAGACGGGCUCACAAACCCUGUUUAG